GCUUGAAACGACUUUGAAGCUCGUAUUUCUUUAUGGCCAUUAUCGCUUAAUAUUUCAUUUAAAUCGAGUAAUAAUCGAGCCUAAGUUGUUGUAAAAUUAGCUAAUUUGUUUUAAGUGUGUUACUGAAGAAGAUCUCACUUUAUCUACAGUAAAAUGUAUGACGAUAGGCGCGGGGGUGGUCGUGGCGGGGGCCGUGGUGGCCGCGGUGGAGGCCGAGGCGGGCCUAGAAGCGGCGAUAGAUCAGAAGACAGAGGCGGCAGUAGAUUUGGCGGGCGAGAUGGCGGCGGUAGAGGAGGAGGCCGCGGCGGUGGACGGGGCUUCGGUGGCGGUCGAGGCGGCGGAGGGCGUGACGAUUACCGCAGCAACUUUAAAAAUGAUCAACCUGGAGGCAAUCUCCGUAAAAUCCGCUGGGAUACGGUUGAGUUGAUUCCGUUUCAGAAAAACUUCUACGUUCCCUGCGAUAGCGUCGCUCGGCGCACGCCAGCUGAAGUCGAAGCGUACCGCAGCCAGCACCAAAUAACUGUAAAAGGCCGCGACGUGCCUAACCCUAGCAUUUUUUUCGAAGAAGGUGGCUUCCCUGACUAUGCUAUGAAAGAGAUUCUGAAGCAAGGCUUCCCCAGUCCAACCCCAAUCCAAGCCCAGGGCUGGCCGAUUGCUUUAUCAGGAAGAGAUUUAGUUGGUAUAGCUCAAACCGGCUCGGGAAAGACACUGGCUUACAUCUUACCUGCAAUUGUGCACAUUAUUAAUCAACCAAGGCUGCUGCGAGAUGAUGGCCCCAUUGUCUUAGUAUUGGCUCCGACUAGAGAGCUCGCUCAACAAAUUCAACAGACUCUAGUUGCGAUGAACGGGAUACCAGCAGAAAUGGAUGAUCCCACCACGGACACAAGAAUUGUCGCCAAUGACUUUGGUCAAAGUGUGGCCGUGCGUAACACGUGCGUGUUCGGCGGGGCUCCGAAGGGGCCGCAGGGGCGCUGCCUGGAGCGAGGCGUGGAGAUUAUCAUUGCUACACCUGGCCGGCUUAUUGACUUCUUGGAGAAGGGUACUACAAAUCUGAAGCGCUGCACAUAUUUGGUGCUGGACGAGGCUGAUCGGAUGCUGGACAUGGGCUUCGAACCCCAGAUCAGAAAGAUCAUCGAACAGAUCAGACCAGACAGACAGGUUCUGAUGUGGUCCGCAACCUGGCCGAAAGAAGUCCGGAACCUUGCGGAAGAAUUCCUCCAUGACUACAUCCAGAUCAACAUUGGUUCCCUCCAGCUGUCGGCCAAUCACAACAUCCUGCAGAUUGUGGAUGUCUGUGAGGAAUGGGAGAAGAAUGAUAAGCUGAUCACUUUGCUCACUGAGAUCUCAUCAGAGGAGGAGACUAAGACUAUUAUUUUUGCUGAAACUAAGCGAAAGGUGGACGAAAUAACCAAGUCCAUAAACCGCGCGGGGUGGCGCGCGCUCGCCAUACACGGCGACAAGAACCAACAGGACCGCGACUACGUUCUACAGCAGUUCCGGAACCAUCCCCGGGGCGUUCUGGUCGCCACUGACGUCGCUGCGAGAGGGCUUGAUGUGGAGGACGUGAAGUUUGUGAUAAACUAUGACUACCCGAAUAACUCGGAGGACUAUGUGCACCGCAUCGGGCGCACGGGACGCUCGCAGAAUACCGGCACGGCGUACACGCUAUUCACUCCGAACAAUUCUGCUAAGGCCAAAGAUUUGAUGUUGGUCUUGCAAGAAGCCAACCAGGUGGUGAAUCCAAAGCUGUUGGAGCUGGCGCAGUGUGGGAUGGGCUUCAAGGGGAAAUACAACCGUGGCCGCUAUCGCAACGAUCGUGACGACGACAGGGGAGGUCGCGGCGGUAGAGACGGCGGGCGCGGGCGGGGAGGCGGACGCGGCGGCGGCCGCGGAGGGUCGCGCUUCGGAGACCGCUCUGGAGGCUCACGAUGGGACAAUAACUCCAGCAACGACAAUGGAGGCGGCUACCAAAGCGGAGGAGGUUACGGCGGCCGAGGCGGCGGCUUCGGCAACCGCGACGGCGGUGGCGGAGGUGGAUUUGGCAACCGCGACGGCGGAAGCGGUGGUUUCGGCAACCGGGAUGGCGGUAGUGGUGGAUUUGGCAACCGUGAUGGGGGUAGCUACGGCAAUCGCGAUGGCGGCGGUUUUGGUAACCGCGAUAGUGGGUUCAGAGGACGCGGCGCGCCUAGGGGAGGUGGCAGAGGCCGAGGCGGCUCCGGCGGAGGCUUCGGCGGCGCGCCGGCGGCCGGCUUCAGCGUCCCGCCGCCCGCCGCGCCCGCCUCGUACUACAACAUGUACGCGCAGCCGCCGCCGCCGCCCGCCAACAAGUUCAUGCCCAAGUAAUAUUAUUAGAGACUUUAAGAUCAGAAAUAGACGAAUUUUUAACGUGGAUUGUGUCUUUGAACUUUCAAUAAAUUAAGACUGGACAGAUUUAGUGAGUUUAGAUUUCUUUUGAUGUGUUGAUGCAAAUUUUUUAAAUCCUCACUAAUUGGUGACUAGACCGGA
Cydia splendana is the source of this 2505-nucleotide messenger RNA. RefSeq lists its product as uncharacterized. Lineage: Eukaryota; Metazoa; Arthropoda; Insecta; Lepidoptera; Tortricidae. The coding region runs from base 154 to 2343 and encodes 729 amino acids. The record is from RefSeq and is a predicted model, not a curated record. Gene Ontology annotation, molecular function: ATP binding; RNA binding; RNA helicase activity. Gene Ontology annotation, cellular component: ribonucleoprotein complex; nucleus; cytoplasm. The transcript has 12 exons.